Molecule: messenger RNA, 8535 nt
Organism: Phalacrocorax carbo (great cormorant)
Lineage: Eukaryota; Metazoa; Chordata; Aves; Suliformes; Phalacrocoracidae
Source: RefSeq, a predicted model, not a curated record
GGUGCGGCUGCCUUCCUCCGGUGCGGCUGCAUUCCUCCGCCGCGGCUGCCGCCUCCCGCCAUCCCCGCCUCGCCGGUCCUUCCCCCCGCCACUCCGCGCCGCUGAGCCAUGUCGCGGCCCAGCAGUGUCUCACCGCGGCAGCCCGGCAGGGGCCCGGUGAGCGCGGGUACCCCCGCCGCGGCCUCCGCCUCUGCCGGCCCCGCGGCGGGCCGCGGUCGAGGCAAGGGGCUGAAGGAUAUCCGCGUCGACGAGGAGGUGGAGAUCGCGGUGAACCUCGCUCUGGAGCGGUUCCGGUACGGAGAGGAAAAAGAAAUGGAAUUUCCUUCUUCUUUCACUAGUACUGAAAGAGCGUUUGUUCACCGGCUCUGUCAGUCGCUUGGACUGAUAUCUAAAAGUAAAGGAAAAGGAGCAAAUCGAUACCUGACUGUAAGGAAGAAGGAUGGAUCAGAACUAACGCAUGCAGUAAUGACUUGUUGCUUGGCUCCCAGUACAAAACAUGCAGUUCAGAAUUUAAUUCAGAGAUUUCCCGUCACCAAUAAAGAAAGAACAGAACUUCUGCCAAAGACAGAGCGGGGAAAUACGUGUGCUGUUGAAUCUGAAAACAGAGACGUGAACAAGACGAGCGGACGACUUAACAACGGCAUCCCCCAGGUUCCAGUGAAAAGAGGGGAAUCAGAGUUUGAUUCCUUCAGGCAAUCACUACCAGUUUUUGAAAAACAGGAGGAAAUUAUCAAAAUAAUAAAGGAAAAUAAAGUUGUUUUGAUUGUAGGAGAGACUGGAUCAGGAAAAACUACUCAAAUCCCUCAGUUCCUCCUUGACGACUGUUACAAAAAUGGAACUCCCUGUCGUAUAUUUUGCACUCAGCCAAGACGUUUGGCAGCUGUUGCUGUGGCUGAAAGAGUGGCAGCAGAAAGAAGAGAAAAGAUUGGGCAGACAAUUGGUUAUCAGAUCCGAUUAGAAAGCAGGGUUUCUCCUAAGACACUGUUAACAUUUUGCACUAAUGGCAUACUGCUUCGGACGCUAAUGGCAGGAGACAGCACUCUAUCAACUGUGACACAUGUUAUUGUGGAUGAAGUACAUGAGAGGGAUAGAUUCAGUGACUUCUUGUUAAUAAAGCUGAGAGAUGUGUUACAAAGACAGAUGAAUUUAAAACUAAUUAUUUCUAGUGCUGCUCUAGAUGCAAAUCUCUUUAUUAGGUAUUUUGGAACUUGCCCAGUAAUACACAUUCAAGGAAGACCUUUUGAAGUUAAAGAGGUGUUUUUGGAGGACAUUUUACGAAGCACUGGUUAUACAAACAAAGAGAUGGUAAAGUACAAAAAGGAGAAGCAGCGAGAAGAAAAACAGCAAAACACUCUUACUGAGUGGUGUUCUACUCGAGAAAAUAAUAGCAAACUGGAAUCUCAGAAGCAAAGAUCUGUCCCAAGGGCAACAGAAGAGUAUAAUCUGUUGGAUGGUGGUGGUGAUGUGGUAUUUAAUCAACUGACUGAAAAAGAUGUGAAUAGCCUUGAACCAUGGCUAAUAAAAGAAAUGGAUUCUUGCCUUUCUGACAUCUGGUUGCAUAAAGAUAUUGAUUCCUUUGCUCAGGUGUUCCAUCUCAUUUUAACUGAAAAUGUCAGUGUUGAUUAUAGGCAUAGUGAAACCAGUGCGACUGCACUAAUGAUUGCUUCAGGCAGAGGCUUUUUGAGUCAAGUAGAACAACUGAUCAGUAUGGGAGCAAGUAUCCACUGCAAAUCAUCCAAUGGCUGGACAGCUUUGGACUGGGCUAAGCACUUUGGACAGACAGAGGUGGUUGACGUGUUGGAGUCGUACAGUGCUUCAGUGGAAUUUGGAAAUCUAGAUGAAAGUUCCCUGGUCCAAAAAAGUGGUAGUGACCUUAGUGCAGAGGACAGAGAACUGUUGAAAGCUUAUCAUCACAGUUUUGAUGAUGAGAAAGUGGAUCUGGACCUGAUUAUGCACGUACUUUAUAACAUCUGUCAUAGUUGUGAUGCUGGAGCGAUUUUAGUAUUUCUUCCUGGAUAUGAUGAGAUAGUUAGCCUGCGGGACCGUAUCCUUUUUGAUGACAAGAGAUUCGCUGAUAAUGCUCACAGAUACCAAGUUUUCAUGCUUCAUUCAAAUAUGCAGACUUUGGAUCAGAAGAAGGUGCUUAAAAGUCCACCUUCAGGAGUCCGCAAAAUAAUUCUUUCUACUAAUAUUGCAGAAACCAGUGUAACAGUCAAUGAUGUUGUAUUUGUUAUUGACUCAGGCAAGAUGAAAGAGAAGUCUUUUGAUGCACUGAGCUGUGUUACAAUGCUAAAAAUGGUGUGGAUUUCAAAAGCCAGUGCUAUCCAGAGAAAAGGCAGGGCUGGGCGCUGUCAGCCUGGAGUCUGUUUUCGUCUCUUCAGCAGGCUUCGAUUUCAGAAUAUGUUGGAAUUUCAGACUCCAGAACUUCUAAGAAUGCCACUUCAGGAGCUUUGUUUGCACACAAAACUUCUGGCUCCAUUUAAUUGUCCAAUUGUUGACUUUCUUACAAAAGCUCCUGAUCCUCCACCAGCUGUAAUUGUGAGAAAUGCUGUGCAAAUGCUUAAGACAAUAGAUGCCAUGGACCCUUGGGAAGAUCUUACUGAACUUGGCUAUCAUCUCACUGAAUUACCAGUAGAGCCACACCUUGGUAAAAUGGUGGUGUGUGCUGUUGUUCUGAAGUGCCUGGAUCCUAUUCUUACUAUUGCUUGCACUCUUGCAUAUCGAGACCCUUUUGUCCUACCUACACUGGCAUCUCAAAAGCGUGCAGCCAUGCUGUGUAGAAAACGUUUUACUGCAGGAACAUUUAGUGACCAUAUGGCACUUCUCAGGGCUUUCCAGGCAUGGCAGAAGGCGCGCAGUGAUGGCUGGGAGAGAGCCUUUUGUGAAAAGAAUUUCCUGUCUCAAGCCACAAUGGAAAUCAUCGUCGGAAUGAGAACACAGUUGCUUGGCCAGCUAAGAGCUUCAGGUUUUGUUAGAGCCAGAGGAGGAGCUGAUAUUAGAGAUGUUAAUACUAACUCUGAAAACUGGGCUGUAGUUAAAGCUGCCUUAGUGGCUGGGAUGUAUCCCAAUCUAGUGCAUGUAGACAGAGAAAACCUGGUUUUGACUGGACCGAAGGAGAAGAAAGUGCGAUUUCAUCCUACCUCUGUUCUUAGUCAACCUGAGUAUAAAAAGAUUCCCCCAGCAAAUGGGCAAGCUGCAGCCAUUGAGGCACUCCCUACAGACUGGCUUAUAUACGAUGAAAUGAUGAGAGCUCACAGGAUAGCAAAUAUCAAAUGCUGUUCUGUUGUAACACCUGUCACUGUGUCACUCUUCUGUGGACCAGCUAGAUUACCAAGUAAUGCUUUGCAGGAACCUUCGUCCUUUCCAGGGGAUGGGGUAUCUAAUGAUAACAGCGAUAGUGAGAUGGAGGACAAAACAACUGCUAAUUUGGCACUACUGAAGCUAGAUGAAUGGCUCCAUCUCAAACUGGAUCCUGAAGCUGCUGGUUUGCUGUUUCAACUCAGACAGAAGUGGCAUAGCUUGUUUCUGCGCCGCAUGCGAGCUCCUUCUAAACCAUGGUCUCAAGUUGAUGAAACAAUUGUAAGAGCAGUUACAGCUGUUCUAAGUAGUGAAGAACAGGCUGCAGGUUUGCAGCAGCCUACAGGAAUUGGUCAGAGACCAAGACCUAUGACUGCUGAAGAACUUCCUACAGCAUCUACAUGGAGGUCAACCACCAGUAGAAAGAGCUCGGCAGAAACUGAAUUCUCUGAUGACUCCUCUAAUGCUGAAAAAGUUUUGAUGAAAUCUAUGCGUCCCUCAUUUCAACAGCCAAAGAAGUACAAAGAAAAAAACGUUUUUCAUUCCAAACGAACUUCAGAUGACAGGUCAGAUCAAUCAUCAGGGAAGUCUACAGACAGCAGUAGCUAUCCUAGCCCCUGUGCUAGUCCUUCUCCAAUAUCUGGAAAGGGUUCCAAAUCCCCUUCACCAAGACAAAAUAUGCCAGUUCGGUAUAUUAUAAUGAAAAGCAGCAACUUGCAAAACAUUGAUAUUUCUCAACAGAAGGGUAUAUGGUCUACUACGCCAAGUAAUGAACGAAAACUAAAUAGAGCCUUUUGGGAGAGCAGCAUGGUUUACUUAAUAUUUUCUGUUCAAGGGUCUGGACACUUUCAGGGUUUUGCUAGAAUGGCUUCAGAGAUAGGGUGUGAGAAAAGUCAAGACUGGGGAUCUUCUGGUUUUGGAGGUGUAUUUAAGGUGGAGUGGAUCCGAAAAGAAAGCAUUCCUUUUCAGUUUGCACAUCAUUUGCUCAACCCUUGGAAUGACAAUAAGAAAGUACAAAUAAGCAGAGAUGGCCAGGAGCUGGAACCACAAGUUGGAGAGCAGUUGCUACAGCUUUGGGACCGUAUUCCUUUGGCUGGAAAAAACGCAAGUGAUUGAGCAUGUGAAGUAAUGUGAUACAGCUGUGGUUGUUGAAACAUCACCUAAGAACCACUAGAACCAGCAGUGUGCCUACAAUGUAAAGAUGAGGAAGAAGGCAGCACCACAAUCUCCUGAAGUUGUUAGUCUUGCUCUGCAGCUAGCAGUGGAAAAAUAAGAGGGAGUUAUGUUGGUUUCAGUGUUUCCUUAUCUUAACAAAUGUCAUAACUUUAUUCACCAGCCUGUUUUUGACUGAAUUAUUUUUUUACAGUAAUGUGCGCCUGAUAUUUAAAAACUCGGUUACAUUCAAAACUAAGUUUGAAACAAUGGACAUAUAAGUUCUUUGUGGGUUUAAAAUAGCACAGCAGAGAGUUUAAAUAUACAGUUUACAUUUGAAGCUUUUUCAACACAGUAAAAUAUAUGAGAGAAACCAGUGUAAUAUUAAUUAAUCAGUCUUGCAGUUUGUGUGAAAUAUUUGGAGACAUCUAGUCUCAAUUUAUAUUGGAAGGCUCCAUAAGUAUUUGUUGAACCUCUGUAUGCACAGUGCAAGAGAGCAGGAUAUAUUCAUGCAAACAACUGGGCAGCUGGAGAAUGUAAACUUUAAAUACAUAAGUGAAAGGAGUAUGAGACUUUUGAGAGUGGGUUGGUCCAGAGGUGUUUCCUGUUUAAGUUUAUUUUCAUCUUUAAAAGGUACUCAUGUUUUGGCAAGCUGAAAGUCUUUCAGAGACCUGCUGCCAAAUGAUACUCUGAUAGUUCACUAACUUGGGCAUUAUUAAAUGAUUUUUAUUUCCUUAAAAAAAAAAAGUUACUAGUACGGCUUUCUUCAUCUUUCAAUGUAGUCUUCAUGCUUUCCUCUAUACCUCUUCCAGUUUCUUUCUGCUUCUGUGCUACUGUUUUGUUCUAUUGGGCUUCUCCUUAGUCGUACUAUAAGGCUGGUAUAAAUUAAAUCUGCUUGCUGUCAGCACUACAUUGGUCAUUCUUAGAUUAAAGUGAGAGCUUUCUCUGCUUCUGAGCCUGUACUUAAGUUUUUCAUGCCUGCUAAGAUUAUUCACACAGUUCAGAGUACCCUGUGUAUUCAUUCUUGCAUUCUGUGUAGUGACUUCCAUGCAUAAACAGUUGGUUUUGCCCUUGCAAGACUAACUGGGUCCUUGUAAGGCUAAUGUUGCCUAAUAUGGUAUUUCUGGAGACAGUGCAUACAGUGGAGCUGUGAGGCUGGUAUUGCCUUAUAUGAUACUUCCUGGCCUGUGCCCACAAAGGCAUGUGGUGCAGUAUUGCCUUGUACAGGACUCCCAGGCCCCAGGGACACCAAGGACAGAGCUGGCACAGAGUGGGAGAAGAUGUCAUGCCCUCUGCCUGCCUGACAGCCAUGGUCAUAUAAGUCUCUGUAUGCCCCUAUGUUAGGUCUAGCCCAGUCUUGGUGAAUUACUUGACUUGCUGUUGUUAUGAUCCAGAUAAUUGUACUACUGAUCUGUAUUUUUCCAUGUACUGUUAUUUAGAGAUGAAAUGUUUAUCCCUGAAGCUGUUGGUCUGGUGCCUGUUACCAUAUCCUGAACUUAAAACUUAUCAGGGCUGCCUUAAGCUCUUACACUCUAAUGUUAUAAGUGGGGUAUGGUACAGUGCAUCAUGACCAGCCCUGACCCUGUAGUGGGUGCCUUAGCUGAUAUUUUGGGGCCUUGCCCCGUGUGCAGACAUCAGAUUCUCCUUUGUUUAGAGAAGGUCACAAAGGGAGAUUACCCUGCUCAUAUCUCUUAUCUCGUUGCCUUAUGUUGUGGUUUAGCCCCACCCAGCUGCUCGCUCACUCCUCCACAGGUGGGACUGGGGAGGAGAAUCAGAAGUGUAAAAGUGAGAAAACUUGUGGGUUGAGAUAAGAACAGUUUAAUAAUUAAAAUAAAACAAUAACCAUAAUAACAAUAUAAUGAAAAGGAAAAUGAGAGAGGUUAAGCCCGGGGCGGGGUGGGGAGAGGAUAGAGUAAACAACUGAAACAAGUGAUGCAACCACCCGCCAACCCAUGCCACCAGUCCCUGAGUUGUGAUUACUCUGCCCCAUGUCAUCUCCCCCACUUAAUAUACUAGUCAUGAUAUCAACAUGGUAUGGUAUAUCCCAUUGACCAGUUUGGAUCAACUGUCUUGGCUUCUUGUGCACCUGGCAGAGCGUGGGAGGCUGGUAAAGUCCUUGACUACUAUAGGCACUACUUAGCAACACUUAGCUGCUACUUAGUGACAACUGAGCAGCAUUUGAAAGCAAGCCAAGCCCAAGUUGACUACCAAUGGAAAGGACUGGCCCACACCCAGCAGGACACUGGGGCUGCAAUAGAGGAGAAGACCCCAGCCCCUGCCUGUGCUAAAAGCUAUCAGGCUAAUGUGGAGAAACUAGAGCAUUGCGUGCUCCCCCAUGUAGCAGUGUCUGUCUGGGAAAAACUUGACCGUCAUCUGGAAGCUACGGAAAACAGAAUUUAUGUAGAGACCCAGAAGACAGGGAUGAUACCUGAUCUGAUUCAGAUUCAAACAAUGCUGUGUCAAAUUCCUCCAUUCCUGAAGACUUAGCAAUCUGACCAGUUGUUAGAAGGAGAGUAUGAUGCUACUGGAGGUAUGACAGGUGCCUCUACAUGCUCUUUCAUGAGCACAGACCUAGCCAAACUAAGCAAGUGCUAUCACAAAUAUGUUACUGUGGAUUAUUUAACCUGGCUUGCAAAUAUGUUACAUGGGGGGGGUGACGACACACAGACACCAGCUGACUUUCAGACUGGAAAGCCUGGAGACUCAUGUUUGGGUCUGGGAUCCAGCUACAGCUUCCAGCAGGAAGUGGAGACACUCUCUUCUGGGCAGCACUAGCAUAUAUUCAGAGAAGCACCCCGACAUGACUUGCCAUUCCCUGGGCCGGUCCAAUGGAUCUGGAGUUGAGCAUCACUAGGCUGGUUAUCAGUCACACUUUAGAAGUAGCCCCUGUGGCAGAGGAAGAUCUAAUGGACAUUGGCCCAUGUAGCCCACUGGUGCCCACCCAUCAAGAAGUCCUGGCGCACUUAGACACCAUUUGAAGUAAACAGGCCAUUGGCCUUACAGGCACAACACCCAGACCCGCAUGGGCCCAGCUCUCACAAAAGGCAGUUUCUGUUGUGCCCAUUCAUUCCUUCCUUGUGUCUAGGUAGUUAAAAAUGCGCCUUGGGCAUGUGCAAAGAAGAGGAGUGUGCAGGAGUUGGUUAUGUACUGAGGUGCUUUUAAGUACACUUGAAACUGCUGCCCUCUUCUUCAUUUUUUUAGUGUUUCCAUGGCAAUCAGACUUCAUACAGUUGGUUUCAUUUGAGCAGGUACCUUAGCAAGUAGUUUAAAACACAGUUCACAUGAUUUUACUUGUUUCAUAAGUCUUUGUUUUAAUGAUUCUAAUGCUGACAAAACUAUGAUAAAUCUGUGCUAAUGAUGUGGACAGUUAAUGUGACGUUUUUGUUUCUGACAAGCUGAAAAUUUUUUCAGUUGUACUCUGUCUUCCUUUCCUCUUUAUAUUUUCUGUUUUCUUUCCUUUUCCCAUCAAAUUGCACAUAACUUCAUGGGCAGCUUCAUCAAUUCAGGAUUGCUGUUAGCAUAUGAGCUCAGGAAAGGCCGUAUCAGAGAUGAGUAGUGUCUAGAGAACAGAUUGAGGGGACUUUUUUUGAAGCUACUGAAGCAUUGAAAGUUCAUCUGUAAAGAUAUAAUUACAGUGGUUUUUAAAUGCUCAUGAUUAUUCAAAAAAAAGAUGGAAGCACCUUAUGUCUGAUCUCUCUAAUUGUACGCUUAGUGCCAAAGUGUAUCUGUGCUACCUAGUGACUUCUGAGGCCACUUUACAUGACAGAGUCAACCAGUAGUUGCUGCUGGUCAUCAUUUGGACUUCUGUCAUUCAGCAGCAGUAACAGAUGGCCUGUAAAACUGAAGGUAAAUGCUUUGUUCCAUAAAGAGCAAUACUGCAACUUGUCUAUGCCACGGUCUGCAAGGAGCAUCAUAUAGUAUAUUUUAUAUCUAUAGUAGAUUUAAGUGUUUUCAUAAUUGAACUAAAUUACUAGAAGACGUUAUUUUCAAUGAAGGAACACUGAACAAUGUGAUGAAUAGUAAUCUUGUUUUGCUGUGCAAAGUCAUUGUGAGAAAUAUUAAUAAAUAAAAAUACAUGUUCUGUCA